AUGGAUUCAAAAGAAUUACCAAAAAUUCAAAAAAAAGAUUUGAUUGAACAAUAUAAAGUUUUUAGAAAAGAAAUACAAGGACUAUCAGGUUCAACAAAGUAUUUUCAACCAACUGCUCAUUUCUUGGGCCCAAAGGCAGAGAAUGCACAAUUAUUUAAAGAAUUGGUCAAUAUUGCUUUAGAAACCCACUUUUCUUCAAGAAAAUACAAUUGUAGAGAUGUAUCUGUUUAUAAAGAAGGAUUUAAAGAUACACCAGAGUUUAUUGAGACUGCCGAACAAAUGAGGCAAAAAACAACACAACUAUCAAAAUUGUUGACACGAUCAAUACCAUUUACUUCAUUGCGUUAUAUGGCACACAUGCAUGCAGAUUUAACAAUGGCAUCGGUGGUUGGUUAUAUUGCUGGGAUGUUAUACAACCAAAAUAAUGUUACAUCACAAGCCAGUCCGGUUACAACUUGGCUCGAAAUGGCGGUAAUCAACGAUUUGUGCCGAAUGAUUGGAUUUCAGUUUCCAUCCGAAUCACAUAACCUCCUCCAUCUACAGGACCACAUAUCCCCUAGUGGUCAUUUGACAAGCGGAGGAACAGUGGCAAACGAUGAAGCAAUGUGGAGCGCAUCAUGUACCAAAUUUAUUCCAUUGGCUUUGGCAGAGGCUAUUAGAAAUGAACCUCUCUUGGCUCCUGCAUCGUCGUUUUCCGUUCAACUUUGCAAUGGACAGUCCAAACAGCUUACCCUCCUCGAUUCUUGGGAAGCACUAAAUAUAUCUGUCGAUGUUGCUGUGGGUCUUCCACACCGAGUGGCUUCUAUUUGUGGUAUUGGAGCAUGUCAAGUUAUUUACCUUGUCAAACAAUAUCACCUAUCAACUCUUGGUAUCCUUUCGUUUUUCCAACACCACAAGAUCAAUGAACCUCUCUUUAUUGCAUCGGGUCCCAGCCAUUAUUCUAUACCAAAGGCAUCGAACCUCCUUGGCUUUGGAACCAAGAGUACCAAAAAGGUUCCAGUCGACGAAAAGGGACACAUGGACCUUGUCCUUUUCAGAGAAGAAUUGCGACAGUGUCUUGUCAAUCACACGCCAGUCAUUGCAGUCAUUGCAAUACUCGGCACUACAGAAGAGAGCAGUGUGGAUGAUAUAGAUGGUAUCCUAGGAAUUCGAGAGGAAUUUAGGCAAAGGGGACUGGAUUUCACUAUUCAUGUAGACGCAGCACUCGGAGGUUAUCUAUUGUCGUGUAUACGAAGUGACUAUAUCAUUGAGCAAGAUACAUUUGAAGAUGUUUUUUGUCCAUCUGCCACUGUGAUGAUCCCAAACUCACCACACAACAACAUGGAUAAAGAUGACCCAGAAAUAUAUUGCAGUUUGUAUCUAAGAAAACAACUUUAUGCUUGUUCUCGAGUAGAUACUAUAACAAUUGAUCCUCACAAAGGUGGUUACGUACCCUAUUCGGCUGGUGCAAUCUGCUAUCGCAACUCUCGACAAAGAGAUACACUUGUUCACAGUGCCGUCUACAUUGGUAGUUCUAAAGUGACAAGUGUCGGUAUCUAUGGUAUCGAGGGAAGCAAACCAGGUGCAGCCGCCUCUGCAGUGUACCUUAGCCACUCUCUUAUUCGUACAUCAAAAUCUGGAUACGGUAUGAUUCAUAAAAAGUGCCUAUUGCUUACCAGACUCUUUUAUCUUUCUCUGCUCUGGAUGGCCGACGAGACCAAUAACUUUGUCGUUCACUGCAUAACAAAUCCACCAAGUUUAGCCGAAUUGAAAUAUUUAAAAGCAAAGAUCACCCAAGACGAUGGAAACUUGAAGCCAUAUCAAGAUAUUGCCAGCGACGACAAGGAUCUGAUUCAACGAUUGGCAGAGGUUGGACCAGACCAAAAUAUCGUUUGCUACUCGUUCAACUUUAAAACUCUAGAUGGCAUUCAAAAUACCGACUACCAACAGUUUUGUCAGUUUAAUGAUCGAAUUUAUUCAAGAUUCAGUUCAAUUCCUCAAGAUUUGGACUCUAACAAGUAUGACCUCAUCCUAUCAAAUACCUCUAUUAGUUCGACACAUGGUACAACUUUUAUAAAUGCCUUUAUCCAACGUGUUGGUCUUGUCAAUGUGCCACAAUCAUUUGUUUCAAUACCUGUUUUGCGUUCAACCAUAAUGGAGGUAUUUAUUGAUGUUGCCCUGGCAGAUAUUAUAAACACUCUCAAGGUUGAAAUAACCAACAUAGCAAAGGAAUUUCAAACACAACCAUUGUGUAAUAAUAAAGACUGA
This is a messenger RNA of Cavenderia fasciculata, 2247 nucleotides long. RefSeq names its product pyridoxal phosphate-dependent decarboxylase family protein. The transcript has 3 exons. Gene Ontology annotation, molecular function: pyridoxal phosphate binding; carbon-carbon lyase activity. Gene Ontology annotation, biological process: carboxylic acid metabolic process. The record is from RefSeq and is a predicted model, not a curated record. NCBI's taxonomy places the organism in Eukaryota, Evosea, Eumycetozoa, Acytosteliales, Cavenderiaceae. Bases 1 to 2247 code for a protein of 748 amino acids.